This is a messenger RNA of Bicyclus anynana (squinting bush brown), 4202 nucleotides long. Its product is annotated as putative phosphoenolpyruvate synthase. Gene Ontology annotation, molecular function: kinase activity; ATP binding. The record is from RefSeq and is a predicted model, not a curated record. Gene Ontology annotation, biological process: phosphorylation. The coding region runs from base 156 to 4121 and encodes 1321 amino acids. The transcript is spliced from 22 exons. NCBI's taxonomy places the organism in Eukaryota, Metazoa, Arthropoda, Insecta, Lepidoptera, Nymphalidae.
ACAGUCCUUGACAUAUAAUCAUUACGAAACAUCCGCUCCGGGAGUGUAGUUGUUUGUAGUGAGCACAGAUGUGUCCAUUAUAUCGAGCUAUCUAAAGAUCAAUUAAUUUGUAAAAACGUUUCACGUGACUUAACUUGUACUGACAAUAGUAUUCAAUGGAUUUGUUCGAUGUAUUACUCCAAGCGGGCGUAUUUACUAGCGCUGUGGUGUUUUACUUGAUGUUCUUAAGGAAGCCGGCGAAAACGAAAGGACAUUAUAGAGAACCGGGAUGGAAUUAUCUUCUGAAAUUAAUCUUGGCUCGUUUUACUGUAAAACGUUGGAAGACUAAAUUGCCUUCACGAAAACUCAGCGAAGCACCUCUCAAGGACCAGAAGCAAGGCUACGAUGAUAUAACUCUGCGAGCUACAGCUUCCGACGGGUCGUCUGUUCUGUUGAGGAUACGGCAUUUGUGUGGUCGAAAAAAUUUUGCCGAAGUUGUAUUGUAUCUUCGACUACAAGAUGGCGCCAAAUAUAAAUUGCCACAACAUCCUGAAACAGCCACGGCUGAAUGGAUACACACUAAAAACGGAUGGAGCGCCGGCGGAUUAAAGAUACAUAUAUUAGAAGAACAGGCAAACCUGAGGGUUCUCUACAACGGGUUACUGACACGAGUCAACGACGGGGUCACCCAACAUGUCAAGCUAAAUGUAAUAUGGGCGUCAGCAGCCCGAGUGGAGCGUCACCCAGAGGACUGGAGUGUUGAGCUCGCCGCGGAAACUUUGGCUCUGGAACCUUGGCGGGAUAGCAGUUGGCCGCAGAUGCUGAACAAAUGCGACGAAGGCGCUGGUAGUUGGAUGCAAUGGGGGACACUGCAAGGGCGCUUUCAGUCGUUUGACGCCAACGGUGCCGCAGACAAAAGCGAAUACCUCCGUGUACGCGGCACGAAGGAGCGCAGCUGGUCUCUUGGUGGCGCAGAGCUGAGGCGCGCGGUCAAUAUCACAGCUACGACGAGCGAUGGGACUGCGGUUCAAAUCCGUGGCUUGUCGUAUUAUAAGAACUUUACUCAGUGCAUUUCAGGAUGUGUGAGAUAUCCCAAUUUCAUGUUGAAAAGUAUAACGUCCACAGAUUUAGUUUUGUCGGAUUUCUGCGAGAGUGCCGAUCGAGUACCGGACACUUACACCAUAAAUGUUAGCACAUCUGACAGUCGUACUUUCAAGUUGAUACUUCGGAUUAACAAAGAUGAUUGGCGAACGUUCAGUGGCGUUCCACAUAACCAAGAACAAGUGUACCGGAACUUUGCUGUCGAAAUUAGCGGCGAACAUGGCACUGGACUCCUUGAGCUUGGAUAUGACAUAUUAGAUACCAAAUCAGCGAUACCAGAUGUCAUUCCAAUGCCCACAUUAAAGUGGCUCGAUAAGCAAGAUUCAGGCGACGUGGAUUACUGUCUGCCUUUUGAGUCGAGGGCCGCUGCCUGCACUGACUACGUCGGAGGGAAGGGUGCCUCAUUAGCUCUUCUGGCUUCUGUCCAACAUAAAGAGGGUUACUGUGUCCCGCCCGGAUUUUGCGUGACUAGUAAAGCUCUAAACAAACAACUGGAACGAAAUGCCAAGCUGACAGAUGCUAUUUCUGAAAUCGAGAGAGCAAAUGAGGAUUACACAGAAAGCAUUUUUAAGGAAAAGUGUGAAAUAACAGUCAACUUAUUUAUAACAACUGAUAUAGUUGAAGACGUGAAAGACGAAAUAUUAGUACAUUUGAAUGAUCUAAGGAAAAGAGCGACGGACAAAAUGUAUGGAACACAGUUACGAUUUGCUGUAAGAUCCUCAGCUAUCGGAGAAGAUAGCGAAGCGUUGUCGGCGGCGGGACAGAAUGAAACUGUAUUGGGCUGUGUCAGUGACGAUGACGUCAUACGCGCCGUUCAGAGGUGCUGGGCGUCCAUGUUUGCAUUCACGAGCGCUUAUUAUCGCAGGCAGAACGGUCAGCCGUGUAUGUGCGGCGGCGGCGUGGUGGUGCAGGCGCUGGUGGCGCCGCGCGCAGCCGGCGUCCUGUUCACCCGCCACCCGCUGCACGGCGACCCUGCCAGGAUCCUCAUCACUGCCAACUACGGCUUGGGGGAGAGCGUGGUAUCCGGAUCAGUAGAACCGGACACGAUAAUCGUGAGACGUGGAUUGGAUAACACACUAUCGAUGGACAAAAUCCUACUGGGCUUGAAAUCUCACCGAGUGACCACAACUAGUGAUGGUAUUGGUUCGGAAAGUGUACCAGAGACUGAUCGGAUCAAAGCUUGUCUGUCGGAAGCGGAGAUAUUGAGGCUGGCACAGAUCGCUGUAUCGCAAGAGACACUUUGGGGUGCGGGUAGAGAUAUAGAAUGGGCAAUCAAUGACGACAAUAUAUUUCUACUCCAAGCACGACCAAUCACGUCUCUGGAUAGAUGGACAGAAGAGGAGUUAUUGCAUGAAUUGGACUUUCCGAUAAUGUCGGACGACGAGCUUAUCACCUUCGCGAACACCGGAGAGGUCCUCCCCAAGCCCAUCACUCCUCUGACUCACGACAUGGUGUACCGCCCUCUGGAAAGAGGCCUUGCCACCUUGAUGUUAGCAAACGGUGAUGGUUAUGAUAAAAAUGUUGUUAUCACUCAUCAUCGUUGCGCUAUUUCAUCAUACAAUUCGAUGUAUCGACGUAUAACUAAAGAGAUCGACAUUAGCAUACGCAUGUUGGAAAUGUCUGUCCACGGGCACAAGGUGGCGGACGACGCUAUACACCAAACAGCACUAAACAGAAGGCCGCCUCUGGUUACGGACAAGUUGUUUGCUAUUUUGGAUAUGAUAAAGUUCAUGAUAUUUUCAAAAUGGGCGAUGAAUGAUACCAUCAAGCGGGUAAAUAAAAUGAACCUGAACAGUACCGAUACAGACGAUCCACUGGAGUUGUUCAAUAGUAUAGCAGUUGCAGAACAAGAUAUGAAGAGGUUCACGGGCAACCAUGGCACAACGAGUGCAGCCAGCACCUUCACUCAGCUUAUAGCAAUGACUGUGUUGCUGGAAGAUAGAACACAAGGACUAGAUUUUUCACCUGAGGCGUGUUAUGACAUUGGGAGAUUGUUCAGUUCAGGAGACGUACUGUCUGCGGACGUGCCUCACGCAUUGGCCAAACUUGCAUGCAAAUUGGAAGAUUCCGGGAAAAUAGAGGAAUUCCAAAAACAGGAUCCAUAUACCGCCAUGACGUGGCUCAAAAACAAUUUGCAGAAUGUAUACGACGAUGUUUGCAAAUUUUUGGACCAGCAUGGGCAUAGAGCUAUUAUGGAAUUUGAUCUCGCAACGAAACCGUGGGUAUUAGUACCGGAAGAGUUGAUGAAAGUACUUCAGCACAUAAAACCAACCAGAGAAGAGCACCAACACAAAACUCUUCAUGAAAUCAUUGCUUCUCUGAAAACACCUAAAAAAUCGAACACAAGAAAAGUCCUACGAUGGAUACUUCCUCUGUGUCAUCGAGCGGUUCGUCAUCGCGAGGGUACCAAAGCGCACGUGAUCCUCGCUGUGCACAAAAUACGCCUCGCAGCUCUGAACCUCGGUCGAGUGCUGGUUCGGAACUGGUUCUUACCGCAUCCUGACUUGGUGUUUUACUUCCGAGUCAACGAACUUAGGGAUUACAUCACCACCAGAGAUCCAGCCUUGUUGAAAAAAGCAUUCCAACGCCAACAGUAUUACACAGGGUGGUGUAGGCUGAAGUUCUCCGAAGUCAUCAAAGGUUGGCCGCAACCACUCGCUACAGAGAAACCACACGUCACUGCCGGUGAAGUGAGAUUACAAGCGACAUCUGUAUGUGGCGGAGAGGUCAUCGCGAGGGCCUGCGUUGUUAAAGACUUAUCAGAGAUAAGCCACUUGCAGCAGGGAGAUGUACUGAUAACGCAUUCGACGGACAUCGGUUGGUCGCCUUACUUCCCGCUGCUAUCCGGCAUAGUUACGGAACUAGGAGGGCUCAUAUCACACGGCGCAGUGAUAGCGCGAGAGUAUGGUCUGCCGUGCAUCGUGGGCGCGACGCACGCCACGGAUCUGUUCACCACGGGCGACUCCGUGCGACUGUCCGGAGUAGAGGGGCUGGUGGAGACUGUCAGGGUUAGUGUGGAAGAGCUAACUGAUUCCAAAUAGUAGCUGAUAGAUAAAGACAAAGAAAUUGCUCAUAACUAUUGAUAUUUUUAAUAAAUAAUGAAAAUAUAUUCUUUUAAUAUA